AUGAUGAUAGUCGCCACCGACUGUUUUACUAAAUGGAUCGAGGCCAAAGCUCUAUCAUCUACUAAAGAAGCCGAUGUGGAGCGAUUCAUCUGGAGAAACAUCAUCUGCCGAUUUGGCUGCCCACAGUUGCUAAUCAAGCAACACCUGUCCACUCCGAGGUAUCCACAAGGAAACGGGCAGGCCAAGGCAUCCAACAAAGUCAUUUUGGACUGCUUGAAGAAAAGACUAGAAGGCACCGAAGGGAAAUGGGUGGACAAACUCCCCGGAGUACUAUGGGCUUAUCGCAACACCAAACGAAGGUCAACUGGCGAAACCCCAUUCUCCCUUGCCUAUGGGACGAAAGCGAUCAUCCCUCCUCACAUCACAGUCCCCUCCGUAAGCCUUAAGGUGGGCAGUGUUGAUCAGAACUCCGAGUAG
Molecule: messenger RNA, 417 nt
Organism: Prunus armeniaca (apricot)
Lineage: Eukaryota; Viridiplantae; Streptophyta; Magnoliopsida; Rosales; Rosaceae
Source: the annotation of a GenBank genome assembly